AUGACGAAGUCCCAGAACCAAAACCCAGUGCAACGAACUCCAGGUCGGCCGGGCUUUGUGCGCCCUUCUCAGCAUCGAGACUUGGCCAGCUUGAUUCGAUCGAGAGUAGAGGGGAAAAAUCGAGUCUCUGAACGCCUGCACAUUGAGAAGCAGUUCAAUUCACUACCUUCAUACCAGGAACUUGCUGAGGAUUUUAUCCAAUUGAAGUACAAACACCUUGAUGAUAUCGUUGUUGAAUCCACCACAGUUGCUCAGGAAUGCAUCAAGGCCACCCAAAGAUGUGUAAAUGAAUGGGAAAACCGAUCAAACUUCAUCAGGGCGCAAAGUAUAGCUAUUGUGUCAAACGCCACGGAUUCAGUUCUACAAGCAGAGAAAAUCACCAAGGAACUGCUGUCACGAAAGCAAAAGAAAAUCGGUCGAAUGAUUGAUCAUGAAUACUGCUGCAUUGCUUUUGCUAAAACUCCAGAAUUGGUAAGAGAGGUGCAAAUAUCCGCCCAGAACAUCCAUCGUUGGAGGAAGUCUCUCCGUGCGACUCAAAUAACGCUCCUGGAAUCUCAGAUCAACACUUCUGAGCUAUCAAUCCGUCAAUUGAGAGACGCUCUCAACGAUGAUUACCUAAGACCCCGGGAUACCGCAAGAAGUCGAAUUGAUCGAGUUCUUCAUCAAAGCGACCUGAUUGAAAAGGAAUACAUCGAGUUGCGACUAAAAGCAACCAACGCAAGAUGUUUCGCCAUCAGGGACCUUUGCUUGGAGCUUCAAACCAACCCGAACCUUAACCUUCGUCCAGACGAUAAAUGGGUGUUUGGCCAAUACAAAGAACUCAUUGAGCGUAGUGAUAGCGAGACUCGCUUAUAUGCCCAUAAUCACCGGUCAGCCUGGCUCAGAAGGCAAAUGGCUUUCCAUCCACUUCGACAAAGUGAACUAUGGAAUUUAGGCGAUUUCAUGGCGGCAGUUGCGUCAUCACGUCCUCCUAGGUUAACUCACAAGAGUAUCGUACUUGCGCUUACGCAAAGUGCGCCAGAGAACUCACCGGCGAGUCAGUACUUACACAACAGUCGACGCCUGUUAUCCAACAAGAUCUAUCUCCAAUACAAGCGUCUUUGGAUGCCAAAACCGGCACGCAGCUCCGAGCUACAUAUCUAUUGGCGACAGUUGGAUGUAAUAGCGCCACUGCACCUGAACAAUGUUACCACGUGGUGGCUUCAUAAUGAAGGUUGGUUCCUUCACCACAGCCUCAAAGGUGAUCAUGGAGCAUUGUGGGAUUGGGUUCCCGAUGAGACUCGGCGGCACACUGUUUCCAAUCUGGCCGACUGGUGCAUGAAAUUCCAGGAACAUCGCAGCGAUCUUCGAAAAAUGGUUGCUAGUUACAUCCAUAUAAACUGGCUGCGUCUUCGAUCGGAAACCUUGCUAUGCUCAAUGGAAGAACCUGCCUAUCUUGCUGGAAAGUUUGAAGUCCUCGAUCCAAUAAGCCAGGAUAUGCGCCGCUUCAAGCAAUGGACCGAUCGCAUGGGCCAGUUGGUUUCUGACGCCCAUAUUGCCUCAAUCGCCAUGCACAUGUCGCGAAAUGAGUGGGAAUCCAUCCACGAAAAGUUUGGGCGCUCGUUUCUGCGGGAUCCUUCCGCUAACCCCCAGUUUUUAGAACUGGGUUCUUCGAUGACCAAGCCCAGGCGUAAGAAGGGACGAGAGGAAUUCAGAUCUCCCAAGACCAAGGCUGCUUUGAUCAAAUUUUCGCAGAGCCGUCUCUCGAGAUAUAUCAAAGGGCAACUCCCGGGCCAUUCCGAGUCUUCACCUACCAGUCAUGAUAAUCAGGAGCCCAGCCAGGUUGUGAAACCCUUGAGGGUUGCCUUGAGACAAAUAAGGAGGAGACUGAGAAGAGCUGCACGACAGUAUACAGCCGACUUAGCUGCUAAACAAGGUAAUCAAGAUCAAAGUCACCUUGGACACAAAAUCAAUCCUCCAACAAUAAAACCCGAGGACCACACAACAGAGGGCAACCUUAUAUCCGAACCACCCCCAGUCGACGCGCGUACCGGUCAGGACAAUCAGGAGGACAGUCAGGUCAUCUCCAAGCCGCCAUCACCCGGCCCCUGGAAGAGAAAAUCCAGGAGCCACAACGUUCCUGAGUUCAAGCCCUUUCUCGUUUAUACGCCUGCUAGCCAGACAAAUCAAGAAGGGAGCCAGGCUCUUCCAAACCCACCGCCCAUGCUCUCAAAGAGCAAAGACGUGAGUCUCGGUACGGAGCCAGAUGUUGAUGACCUCCGUCCACCAAUUCCCAGAGAAACCAGUAAUUCAUACCCAGGCACACGGACACGCUACGGACUACGAUCCGCCCUUAUGCUACCGAGAAAACCAUUCGCUAAACCACAACCAAACAACGGGAGAAAGUAUAGCACGGAUGCAAUUUUUUAUCAAACAAAAUGUCGACAAAGCGGUGGUAUCAGCCAUAAUUCCCUGUCUGAACGGCCGCUUGAAAACGCUCUGUCCUCGGUCCCAGAUACCAUGGCCAGAGAUGACCCAGGAUCUUUCGAAGAGAAUGAUUCUACAGUUAAAUCAAUCCCAUCAUCAGAUACUGGUUCCAGUACCAACGACACUACAACCCCCCAGUUUUGGAGCCAUAGUUCACAGCAAAGCCCCGAUGGCCGAAAACUCAUCGUGCAUUAUUGCCGGACUCUUCAAAGUACCGAAGAAGCAGUCCAACACUUCCUCGGGAGCAAAGUCAUUGGAUUCGACAUGGAAUGGAAGGCUCAAGCAUCCGGCUGGGACAGCAUUCAGAGCAAUGUCUCGGUGAUCCAAAUCGCAAAUGAGGAGCGUAUCGCCAUCUUCCAAAUUGCCCUCUUCAAGCCUGCACGUUCUCUGGAGGACUUGGUUUCCCCAUCAUUGAAACGCCUCAUUGAAUCUCCUGAUGUCAUCAAAGUGGGUGUUUCAAUCAAGGCAGAUUGCACACGGCUGCGCAAGUAUCUCGGCGUCGAUGCCAGAGCCACCUUCGAGCUCAGCCAUUUGUACAAAUUGAUCAAGUACGGCAAGGACAAUCCCAAAUUGGUGAACAAAAGGGGCGUCAAUCUCAGUGAUCAAAUAAAGGAGCAUUUCGGUCUCCCUCUCGAGAAAAGUGAUGAUGUCCGCUGCAGUGAUUGGACUCGGCUUUUGAGUUAUCGUCAGGUCCAAUAUGCUGCUACCGAUCCGUAUGCUUGCAUUCGUCUGUUCCAUACCAUGGAGGCGAAAAGACAAGCCAUGAACCCAAUGCCGCCUCGUCCCGCAUACGCGGAACUCAACCAGCCCAUUGUUCUUCCACUUGGACAAGCAGUCAACAGUGAGGAAGACCCAUUGAUCUGA
This is a messenger RNA of Penicillium robsamsonii, 3330 nucleotides long. RefSeq names its product 3'-5' exonuclease. The coding region runs from base 1 to 3330 and encodes 1109 amino acids. Gene Ontology annotation, cellular component: cytoplasm; nucleus. NCBI's taxonomy places the organism in Eukaryota, Fungi, Ascomycota, Eurotiomycetes, Eurotiales, Aspergillaceae. Gene Ontology annotation, molecular function: 3'-5' exonuclease activity; nucleic acid binding. The transcript has 3 exons. Gene Ontology annotation, biological process: nucleobase-containing compound metabolic process. The record is from RefSeq and is a predicted model, not a curated record.